This is a messenger RNA of Amphimedon queenslandica, 1344 nucleotides long. RefSeq names its product macrophage-expressed gene 1 protein-like. The transcript has a single exon. The record is from RefSeq and is a predicted model, not a curated record. NCBI's taxonomy places the organism in Eukaryota, Metazoa, Porifera, Demospongiae, Haplosclerida, Niphatidae. Bases 1 to 1344 code for a protein of 447 amino acids.
AUGACUAGUGAAAAUUUCCCUGAACUACCUGACGUGCUACUAACAAAAACAUCAGAUUACAUUUAUAAAUCUAUUGAAAGAUACUACAAAACAAACACUAUAAAAGGAUGCACUAAUAUGAACUCCAAAAAUUUCAACUUUCAUGCUAAUUUAGAUGAUAAUUCCUGUGAAAAAGAGAAACAGAAUUACACUUUUGGAGGAAUUUAUCAAACCUGUGAGGACCAUGAUAACAAUGUGAUUUGCGACUAUUAUGGAGCUCGUCAAACUAAUCCAUUGACAUUAGAUUAUUCAUGUCCUGAAGGAUAUGAAAGUAUUCUUCUUCACACUGGUACAUUGAGUAAAAUGAUACAAUCUACUAUUAAAGUCCAAAGACAGACAGACUGCAAAAACUAUAUUGUUUAUACCCACUGUAAAUGGGCAACUGUAGCUAGUAUUACGACAAAGAUAUAUUUCUCUACUUACAAAGCUUAUUGGUGCUAUGCUCCUCCUGGUAAACAAUCUGAUGCAGGAUACAUGUUUGGUGGUCUAUACACCAGUAAAACUCCCAAUCCAGUGACUCGUACUAGCAGGUGUCCACCUUUCUAUGAUACUCUACAUUUUGGCGAGGAUAUCAACAUUUGUGCAAGCAGGGAUGAUCAAGCAGAAGACAAUGCGAUACCGUUUGGCGGUUUCUAUAGCUGCAAGUCUGGAAAUCCACUGGCUAUUACACCAGACAUGUAUCAGAAAUUAGCAUCAAGCAAUCUAUUGGAAUAUGGCUCGUCUUUUCCUACGGAGUGCUCUCACCAUUACAAUCAAUUCUUGAUAACAAUCGAUGAAGGUUGUGUUGUGAACUAUUGCUCACAGUUUCAGGAUGCAGUAAUGUAUUCACCAAGGCCUCCACUAGUACCACCAUAUAAAAUGAAGCCACCAAUGACAGUCAAUAAAACAGAAUCAUUGGUUAUCUUUGGCCCUUAUGGUAAGAUAUGGGUUAAAGAUGAUGAUGGUAGUUGGUUUGAGUAUAAAAAUGACAGUGUCAGUGGGCCCGAUUAUCUCCAAUCUUUAUUUGUCAAAGAAGAUGAUAUAGCUACACCAACUGAGCUACCUACCAAUGCAACAGUGAGUAAUGAUACUACGUCCAGUCCAAGCCACAGCUAUUAUACUGGUGGUGAGGUAGCUGGAAUCGUUAUUGGAUUGAUUUUCUCUACUGCACUGUGCGUUGCAUUUAUUGCCGCUGUUGGUUGUGGUGUUAAGAAGUAUAAGAAGAAGCGUAUAGCCAGGAAGGAGGCAGUACUCUACUUGGAUAAGUCUGAAACUGGAGAGAAUGAGACAGCUGUCCUGGUCCAAAAGUUGCAAGACCAAGAUUAG